This is a messenger RNA of Dendroctonus ponderosae (mountain pine beetle), 4076 nucleotides long. RefSeq lists its product as uncharacterized. The coding region runs from base 21 to 3047 and encodes 1008 amino acids. The transcript has 13 exons. Gene Ontology annotation, molecular function: phosphotyrosine residue binding. The record is from RefSeq and is a predicted model, not a curated record. NCBI's taxonomy places the organism in Eukaryota, Metazoa, Arthropoda, Insecta, Coleoptera, Curculionidae.
GUGAGGAUUUAUCUGCUGCAAUGGACAGAGUGUUAAAACGAGUGGGCCUUUCAAAAAGGCCACAAUUAGAUAACGAAACGAAUGUAACAGUAGAAGAAAGCCUUCAAAUUCGACGAAGAAGACGAUCGAAAUCUCGGAGAAGAACGCGCGCCAACCCGGAAAUAAACAAAAAGUCACGGGGAAUAUUUAAUAUUGAUUGGGAUGUUGUAAAAGAUUGUAGAUCUUGCAAAUCUAAAGCGAUCACCAGACGAUUUUGCAGUAAGAAAUCGGAUAACGAACUUUACAGAUCCAAUAGUUUCAAGUUCGAGAGGUUUACUAGAAAUAGUGGCGACCUUUCACCGAUCAAAAGAAAGACCUUGAUAGAAUGCAAUAGGCGAUUUUCCAAUGAACUGAUAUCCUUAUGCGAAGAUUACAGCCUGCCUGCGGACCAUUUGGCAGAAUUAGCAAAAAGGCGACCGAACAGUAUAGCGGUAUCAAAUAACUGCUUCUUAUCUCAGAACUUUUCUGAUCUCAUCGUUUCCAGUCCUGAAGCAGACCAUGUGGUAGUUUUAGAUACGUAUUCAAAUCCCAGAGAUUCCCAACAACAUUUGACCCAAGAGGAAAAAUAUUUUACUAGCCCCGAUAAAGAAUAUUCACAACCCUACACCACUGAAGAGUCUUCAAAUCCGACAUCGGAUGAAGAAUUUGCGUACCCAACAGGACCAGAGUUUACUGUUGAAGAGUUGAACUCCCCCGACAGUAUAAACGAAGGAGCUCCCCAGCAGGCAAUUCUUGACGCUCUUUCCCCCACAAAAACAGAUAUUCUAACAGCUAGAAGACAUCCCUCCCCUUACUACUACGGAGAUUUAUUUAAGUACAAAACUGAUCAUCCGCCACAAUCUUCCAAGGCAGCUUACAGCAGCGUGGUAAAGCAUCAAACUCACAAAGAACAGGGAAGUAAAGGAGAAGGUCAUAAAAAAUCCAAACAUUCCAAAAAGCAUCGGAAGGGUGAAACUAACGAAGCUAAAGAACGAGAUAAGGUCGCAAGAAACAGACCUCAAUUAAGACAGCAUAAAAAAUCGUCAUCUAUCGACAGUCACAGCACAUCAUCUCGGGAUGCAUCAAACGAUCCUCGCGAACGAAGAAGAACUAGCAAGACUUUAAACGUUCUUUCCUGCAACGACGAUGGCUUAGACGACAUGACCCGUCAAAGACAUGUCUACGAAACGGCCUUCGACUGUCGGAUCAGCAAAUCUGAUGAUGAUCUGGAUCAGAUUUCGCGGGUAACCAAUCAUCCCGUUCUGAUCCAAUGGAACAGUGAUAAGGGCGGAUCCGAGCCGACGAAAGGCAGCUCUUCCACACUUCACAGAAGCCCCAAGUCAAAAUCCAAAGACGAUAAAAACAUGCAUCUGGUUAGUGAAGAAACCUCCUCUUCACUAGGAGGCUUGCUGUUAUGUGGAUAUACACCGUCACCGCCGUCCACUGCGCCCCUACCUUCAAAGUUUCCAGGCAAGGAAUUGAUGAUGAAUAGUAUAAGAAGUGCACCGAAUCUGCCUUUGAGGACUCGUCUGAAAGACCUGAACCUGCCCGUAAAAACCUUGAGAAGUCGGUCUCCGGGCAUUGCAAGCGGUUCGUUGCAAAAGCGGCAAGGAAGUGCCUUCGAUAUUGAGUUCGGCAGUACCUCUAACUCAAAUCCACAUAUUUCUGAGUUUAAAGGACGGCCUGGAAAUUCCAGAGAGCAAACUGGUGAUAUGGAGAGAGUAACCGAAAUUAAGAGCAGGCCUAAACCCAACUUGCUCAUGGUGCCCAAAAGGAUGAAGGACAAUGUGAUAAGAAGACAUAAGUAUUCCUCGACGGAAAGCAUGACAACAAGUAGCAGUGGUGGAAGCAUGGAAAGCAUCAAGAGCAGUACCAGCGAGGGUAACAGAAGUACCAGUAGUUCUUCAAGCCGCCAAUCUGCCUCACUAAGUAGCCAUAGUUCAGACUCAGGGACUGGCCGUCCAAAAAAUUAUCCUGCUACACAAAGCAAUUUCCUCACUCAACAAGCUGGCAAUAAACUUCAUAUUUUGAGUCCCAUCUCGGACAAGUCGUCUCAGGAGCCGAUUUCUGAGACUUCUGACAAUAAUCGAAAUAAUAAUUCGCAAAAGGGCUCCCCAGAGGGCCACAACGAUCCCGUACCAGAAAUCAAAACGAACAAAAAAAGGUUGCCCCAAAACAAGAACCUUUUGAGCUUGAAUUUUCAUCGACCCGAAAUUCAAGGCUCUGAUAGUGGCAUUUCAAUUCAGAGUCGCGAAGGUGUUAACAAGUCCCGUUACGCGCUGGUAACAACUGAGUUAUCAGCUCCUCCUUCUAGACAAGAUUUUUCUGAUCUCCCUUUCGAUAUGCCCAAACUCAGAAGAUGCAGACUAAUUCCAGAUACUGUGUGCACUUCUGGAAGCGCCACCUCGAUAGACUUGAGAGAUUUGCCUUUUGAUAUGCCUAAGCUGCGAAGGAGAAUGAGAUUACAAGCUGGAAACUUGGAAGAUAGCGUAUCACAAGCGUCAUCAAGUCAAAGUGUUGUGGGAAUAGAAAGAGGACAAUUGAGGCCUAAGCUCACGUUAAAUUUAGGGGAUGCUGGAAAUCGGAAAAGGCCUGGAUUGGGACUGACUUUAACAGGAAUUGGAACAAAUGAGGGUGCUUCGACCAGUACUCAGUGUAAUACUUUGCAUUUUUCAUCUUGUGAUAACAUUGAUACUGAUCAACCAUUGGAAAAACAAGGCUGGUUUCACGGAUCGAUUACUAGAGUUGAGGCAGAAAAUGUUUUGAGGACUUUGAGAGAAGGCAGCUUUUUGGUGCGAAACAGCGAGUCAAUAAAAAAUGAUUAUUCCUUAUCAUUAAAAAGUGCCAGAGGCUUCAUGCACAUGAGGAUACAGAAGAAUAGCGAAAAUGGUUGUUUUAUUUUAGGUCAAUUUAGUAAGCCCUUUUUAUCCAUUCCCGAAAUGAUAAAACACUUUUCAAUGAAUCGUUUGCCCAUUAGAGGAGCCGAGCACAUGUGCUUGUUACAGCCUGUAAUAGCACAACUUUUGUGAUAGGGAUCAUUCAGCGCUACGUUUAACUUACAUGACUUGUCAUGUUAUUAUAUUUUUAGCAACAGAUUGAUACAGAGUUCCCACUGUGCUUUAGUACGUUUUAGCGAAAUUUUAAAACUUCCGCAUCUAAAACAUAUCACAUCACUAGAAGUAAUUUGGUUGAAUGAUUGGGUAAAUUUAACUGUAUAAUAACUUGACAGCUUUUAUUCGUUAUGAAUUCACGUUGACCCUUACUAAGAAUAUACGAAAAGUACAAAUACCGAAAAUCAAAAUAUGUAGCAAAGAUCAUCUGCAGAAUUAAGCGCAUGUUUGUUACUAAGGGUUGACUCUACGCUUCCACAAAACUGUACAGAAUCAAAAAGCUUUCAAAAUAAUAAUUACUAUUCAGGAAUCACGGGAAAGUGCCAUAAGAUGUCGUAAUAUUAUAGCCAGUAGUAGUCUUAACAAUUUCGUUUCAACUUUUUAAUUGCUCACCUGUAAUUAACGUAAUAUUUAAAAAUCGUAGUCCUUAAAAAAGAACAUUGUGCAAUAAUAAUGAUAAUUUCAUAUUUUUACAGUAUUAUUUUGUUGAAGAUCUCGUUUCUUAUUGUUGAUAUUAAUGAUUUGUUUUUGAGAUAAUCUUUUUAAACUUAUUGCCAAAGAACAUGACUGUGAAUAUUUUACAUACUUAUAUAUUAUAUACAUUUCAAUGUUAUAUUAGAUCCUAAGGGUUAGAUGGUAGUUCAGAGUAAAGUCUUAGAAUAAAAAGUAAUCAAUACUAAAUCAGUCACAAUUGGAAUGAUCUGGCUUAAACCAUAGCAUUAGUUCCCAUUGUGGCCAGUUUAUCAUCUAUUUUAUCUAAUUUGCUAAUAAUUGUAAAUUUACCAACCAUUUUAAAUUAUUAAAAAUAUUCCUAUAGUUUUACAAUGGCCAACCAUUAUCAUUGUAAUUAUUAAUGUAGCCCACUCAUUUCUAGUAUCACUUAGUUCUAGAAAAAUUGUGAUUAAUGUGUUACAGAAAUAUGGGACUGAAUAAAGAAAAUAUAAAGCA